AUGACGGACCUCAAACUACUACUGAACCAAAUCAACCCGUUCUCGUCUCGCCGUGAGACGAGCGACGAUUAUAAUGAAGAGGAAUUUAAGCUUCCGAACAUGACGUCUCUAGUCAUUAUGCUUGUAAUGAAUUUCCUUCUUCAAAUCUCAUUUUUCAUCGUCAUUUCAUCGUCAAGCAAAUAUACAGAAUACUUGGGAGGAAAUGCUACUUUCUCUGGAAUUGUCAUCGGGAUUCCGACAGCUUUUGCCGGACUUUCUUUGAUUCCCUUGACAAAGUAUGAUAAAGACGGAGAACGACGCUUGGUAGCUGGAUGGUCAUCUGUCAAGCCUAUGGGCAUGAGCUUCGGUCCAUUUCUUGGUGGCGUGUUGUACAAAGUCGGGUUCUCAAACUCAAUUUUCAACGGUUAUACAAGCCCGGGAUGGAUCAUGACCGGGAUCUACGCUGGCUUCUGGGUUUUGAUGACAAUAUAUUUUGAGGACAUCCCUCAACCACCAACCACCAAGGAAUUGCAGUCAGCAAGUCCCAUCGUUUCUUUACAAGUGAAAGGUGAAGACACAGAAGCUUCUCCAGAUUAUCCAUCAGCAUCUACCGCACGUCCUGCCUCACCCAUUGACGAAUCAUUCAGAGCACAACUCUCGCUGAUCACAUGGUUCCAGUGGGGUGUCAUUGCAUGCAUGUGCUGGUUCUCGAUGCUCUGUUUUUUUAUCCUGGGCUCUUGGGAAGCCAACCUGCCUGUGUUUAGCGCCGCUGCCGAAAACUUUCACUGGUCACCAUUUGCUGCAGGAAAUUUCAUCGCUCUCGGCGCAAUAUCAUGUUUCCCUUUCCUUCUCCUCAAUCUCCUAGCUGCACGUCACAUACAAGAUCGCACACUCCUUGCAUUCGGUACGAUUAUCGGCCUUGCCGGACUUAUCAUUUUUCUUUCCAUCCUUCGCACCGGCAAAGUCAAUUAUAGCUCGUUAUUUGCAUGUUGGUGGACCGUGGCUCUCGGUUUUAAUAUUGCGACCACUGUGACCCUUAGUCUACUCAGCAAGCAGCUCCCACCCGAGUGGAACGGGCCCACUUCAAUAUUAAUUCAAUGCAGCAAUUAUACUGGUCGUGUCACCGGCGCAAUCUGGGGUGGUUCGGGUGUUUCAGUGGGGAUGUCAAACUUUGUGGGAUUGGAGAUUGCUAUGGUCGGUAUUGGAGCUGUUUUGUUUACCGCAUUGUGGAGGGAUCUAAAGACGAAGACGGGAUAA
Messenger RNA from Suillus fuscotomentosus, 1236 nucleotides. RefSeq names its product MFS general substrate transporter. The record is from RefSeq and is a predicted model, not a curated record. The coding region runs from base 1 to 1236 and encodes 411 amino acids. NCBI's taxonomy places the organism in Eukaryota, Fungi, Basidiomycota, Agaricomycetes, Boletales, Suillaceae. Gene Ontology annotation, molecular function: transmembrane transporter activity. Gene Ontology annotation, biological process: transmembrane transport. Gene Ontology annotation, cellular component: membrane. The transcript has 3 exons.